Varanus komodoensis (Komodo dragon) is the source of this 11732-nucleotide messenger RNA. RefSeq names its product spen family transcriptional repressor (gene SPEN). The record is from RefSeq and is a predicted model, not a curated record. Gene Ontology annotation, cellular component: nucleus. Gene Ontology annotation, molecular function: mRNA binding. The transcript is spliced from 15 exons. Bases 85 to 10698 code for a protein of 3537 amino acids. NCBI's taxonomy places the organism in Eukaryota, Metazoa, Chordata, Lepidosauria, Squamata, Varanidae. Gene Ontology annotation, biological process: regulation of transcription by RNA polymerase II.
GAGGAGCAGCAGCAGCAGCAGCCGCCGCCGAGGCCGGAGCCCCCUUCGCCCUUCCCUCUCCCCACCCCCUCGCCCAGCAGCAGCAUGGUCCGGGAGACCAGGCACCUCUGGGUGGGCAACUUGCCGGAGAACGUCCGCGAGGAGAAGAUCAUCGAGCACUUCAAGCGAUAUGGACGUGUUGAAAGUGUCAAAAUUCUCCCCAAAAGGGGAUCAGAAGGCGGCGUGGCAGCCUUUGUGGAUUUUGUGGACAUCAAGAGCGCCCAGAAGGCGCACAACUCUGCCAACAAAAUGGGGGACAGAGACCUUCGGACGGAUUAUAAUGAACCAGGAACCAUUCCUAGUGCUGCUCGGGGAUUGGAUGAUACAGUUUCCAUAGCAUCUCGUAGUAGAGAGGUUUCUGGGUUCAGAGGAGGUGGUGGUGGGCCCACAUAUGGCCCACCACCAUCACUUCAUGCACGGGAAGGACGCUAUGAGCGGAGACUUGAUGGGGCUUCAGAUAACAGGGAGCGUGCUUAUGAACAUAGUGCCUAUGGACACCAUGAACGGGGGACAGGAUUUGAUCGGACAAGACAUUACGAUCAGGAUUACUACAGAGAUCCUCGGGAGCGGACUUUACAGCAUGGACUUUAUUACAGUUCUCGGAGUCGCAGCCCGAGCCGCUUUGAUGCUCACGACCCCCGUUACGAACCUCGGGCCCGGGAGCAGUUUACAUUGCCCAGUGUGGUACACAGGGAUAUCUACAGGGAUGAUCUCACACGGGAGGUACGAGGCAGAAGGCCAGAGCGGAAUUACCAGCACAGCAGGAGCCGGUCGCCGCAUUCGUCGCAGUCCAGGACCCAGUCUCCGCAGAGGCUGGCGAGCCAAGCAUCGAGGCCCACCAGGUCGCCGAGCGGCAGUGGCUCCAGGAGCAGAUCCUCAAGCAGUGAUUCCAUCAGCAGCAGCAGCAGCACCAGCAGCGACAGCAGUGACUCCAGCAGCAGUUCAAGUGACGAGUCUCCAGCCCGCUCGGUUCAGUCCACGGCUGUUCCAGCACCCACCUCCCAGUUGCUUACAUCUCUGGAGAAAGAUGAGCCCCGCAAAAGUUUUGGGAUUAAGGUUCAGAAUCUUCCAGUACGCUCCACAGACACCAGCCUUAAAGAUGGGUUGUUCCACGAGUUCAAGAAGUACGGAAAGGUGACAUCUGUGCAGAUCCAUGGGGCUUCUGAAGAACGAUACGGGCUGGUGUUCUUCCGGCAGCAGGAGGAUCAGGAGAAGGCGCUGAAUGCCUCCAAAGGGAAGCUCUUCUUUGGAAUGCAGAUUGAAGUGACUGCUUGGAUAGGGCCAGAAACAGAAAGUGAGAAUGAGUUUCGACCUUUAGAUGAACGAAUAGAUGAAUUUCAUCCCAAAGCAACAAGAACUCUCUUCAUUGGGAACCUGGAAAAAACCACCACAUAUCAUGACCUUCGCAAUAUCUUUCAGCGUUUUGGGGGGAUCGUGGACAUCGACAUUAAGAAGGUGAACGGGGUCCCUCAAUACGCAUUCCUGCAGUACUGUGAUAUCGCAAGUGUGUGUAAAGCGAUCAAGAAGAUGGACGGGGAGUAUCUUGGAAAUAAUCGACUCAAGCUGGGCUUUGGGAAGAGUAUGCCUACCAACUGUGUGUGGUUGGACGGUCUUUCGACAAAUGUCACAGAUCAGUAUUUAACUCGACAUUUCUGCCGCUACGGUCCAGUGGUAAAGGUGGUGUUUGACCGCUUGAAGGGCAUGGCCCUUGUUCUUUACAAUGAAAUUGAAUAUGCACAGGCUGCUGUGAAAGAGACCAAGGGGAGGAAAAUCGGUGGGAAUAAGAUCAAGGUGGAUUUUGCAAACCGUGAGAGCCAGCUGGCAUUCUAUCACUCUAUGGACAAAACGGGCCAGGAUAUUAGAGACUUCUACGAGAUGCUUGCAGAAAGAAGAGAUGAAAGGCGAGGUUCUUAUGACUAUGCUGCUGAUCGUACGUACUAUGAGGCAGUUCGAACCCCAGGGACGUACCCUGAAGAUCCUCGGAGAGAGUAUCCAGCCCGCGGCAGGGAGUUUUAUGCAGAUUGGGAUCCUUACCAAGGAGACUAUUACGAUCCGCGAUAUUACGAUGAUCCCCGGGAAUACAGAGACUACAGGGGAGACCCUUACGAGCAAGACAUAAGGGAGUACAGCUACAGGCAACGGGAGCGGGAGCGCUUUGAGUCCGACCGGGACCGCGAUCAUGAAAGGAGGCCCAUUGAGAGGAGCCAGAGUCCAGCUCAUUCGCGGCGACCACCAAGUCCUGGGGCAUCCCCAUCGCAGUCGGAGAGGCUGCAGAGUGAUUCUGAGCGGAGGAUCUACAGCCGGUCUUCUGAGCGGAGCGGCAGCUGCAGCUCGAUUUCUCCGCCACGUUACGACAAGGUGGACAAAGCCCGCCUCGAGCGAUAUGCAAAAAAUGAGAAACCCGAGAAAGAGCGUGCUUUUGAGCAGGAGAGGCCCGACAAAGAGAAGCGCCUGCUGAGAAAAGAGAAGCCUGAAAAACUUGAAAAGGAUAAGGUGGAGAAGCAGAAGCGCAAGGCAAAGAUCCAUUCUCCCAGCUCACAGUCUUCUGAAACAGACCAAGAAAACGAAAGAGACCCCAGUCCUGAGAAAGCGAAAGGCAGUGCGAAGCCCAGUCGGGAGAGAGCGGACAAGGACGGGCCCGCUAAGAACCGCCUUGAGCUCAUGCCGUGCGUGGUGUUGACACGAGUGAAGGAAAAGGAAGGGAAGGUGAUUGACCCCCCUGCCAUGGAGAAAUCAAGGGGAAAACAGGAUCCGGACACCAUCCUUAAGUCUCCUUUGCUUGAACAAAAAAUGCAGACCUCUCAGAUGGAUCAGGCCAAACCUGAUCAGCUAAAGCUUGAACCCAUCAGAACUAAAGUGUCAAAAGAGAAGGUACUUGCCAGUCAUAUUGAAGUAGUCGAUAAGGAUGGAAAACCAAAACCCAAGAAGCACCUGAAGGCAGAGCAGUCUGGUGACGUGGCAAAUCCGGUAGAUCUAGAAAAACUAGAGGCCCGCAAAAGACGCUUUGCCGAUGCAAACCUAAAGCCAGACAAGCAAAAACUGGAAAUAAAACGGAGCAGUCAAGAGGACGAGGAAGCACGUGUAGUCCUGAAAAAGCAGAGCGAUGCGAUGGGGGACUCUGAAAGAAAGCCAGUGAGGAAGGAGGCGCUUAAAAGGGACUCUAAGAAAAUUAAGGCGGAGAGACUUAGUUCUGCUGCCAGCCCCAAAGAGGCACAAGAACCUUCCAGCAUCUCUGCCAGCACUGGCUUGCGGCCCAGCCUGGAGCUGCAGGCUAGGCUGGGGGAACCAGCGGAUGAGUCAGUGGAGGUCCCCGAGAUCCCCUCCAGGAAGGUCAGUUCCAUGAAGCAGCAGCACAAGCCCACACUGCUGUUGGAGGAUCCAGGAGCAGAGAGGGAGGACAUGUGGAAGCCCGACUGCAGCCUUCCCAAGGAGACAUCCGACCACAAAGGUGCUCCAGAUAAGCCCUUGUCAUCGGAUAUCGAGGAGAAAAUACCCAUUGACAUUGACCACACACAAAGUUACCGCAAGCAGAUGGAGCUCAGUCGCAGAUUGAAGCAGCAAAUGGAAAUGGAGAUUGCAAAGCACGAGAAGUUUGGCAGCCCAAAAAAAGACCUGGAUGAAUAUGAGAGGCGUAGUCUGGUGCAUGAGGUGGGGAAGCCUCCACAAGAUGUGACGGAUGACUCCCCUCCGAGUAAGCGGAAGAAGUCCUCUGACGCUUUUGACUUUGAAAUUAGCACCAAGAGAGAGAGAAAUUACCGGAGCUCUCGCCAAGUGAGCGAGGAUUCCGAGCGCGCGGCCUGCUCCCCCGGCCUCAGGCCCUUCCCUUUCCACGAGGAGUACGAACUGCUGGAUUCUCCAAGGCUGAUGCCUCUGAAGGAGACCAAAGAAUCCCCGAAAACAGAUGAAAAGGGCCCACCCUAUUCCAACAUGACCGUAAGGGAAGAUGCUUUGAAAUUCAACCCCUAUGACUCCAGUCGGAGAGAGCAGAUUGUGGAAAUGGCUAAGAUAAAGCUGCCUGCCCUGAGUUCCGAGGAGGAAUCAAGCCGGUGGGAAUCCCAGGCAAAGCACGAGCCAGGCCGGGCAGAUAUUAGCUUUCCAAGCAGCGUUGUCAAGAGAGACAGCAUCCGGAAGCGGUCAGUGCGCGAUCUGGAGCCCGGGGAGGUGCCCUCAGACUCAGAUGACGAUGGUGACAGUAAGCCCCAUUCUCCAAAAACAUCUUCCUUUCUGGAGAGCCCCAGGUUGUCUUUUUUAUUAAGGGACAGAGAAGAGAAACUACGUGAGAGAGAAGAAAGGCUGCCAACCUCCUUAGAAAGGAACAAAUUUUAUUCCUUUGCACUGGACAAGACAAUCACCCCUGACACAAAGGCCUUGCUUGAGAGAGCCAAGUCUCUCUCCUCGUCCAGAGAAGAGAACUGGUCCUUCCUUGACUGGGACUCACGAUUUGCCAGCUUUAGAAACAACAAAGACAAAGAAAAGGUGGACUCUGCUCCGAGGCCUAUUCCAUCGUGGUAUAUGAAAAAGAAGAAGAUCCGGACAGAUUCGGAGGGAAAACUGGACGACAAGAAGGAGGACCACAAGGAGGAGGAGCAGGAGAGGCAGGAGCUCUUUGCCUCGCGCUUUUUACACAGCUCGAUCUUCGAGCAGGACUCGAAACGCUUGCAGCACUUAGAAAGGAAAGACGAGGACCUCGAUUUCCUUUCCGGCCGGCUGUAUGGCAGGCAGACGUCUCUGGAUGGAACCAACAGCAUAGCAGACUUCGUGUCGGAGCCCGUGGUUCUCUUCCACAGCAGAUUCGUUGAGCUCACGCGAAUGCAGCAGAAAGAGAAGGAAAAGGACCAGAAGCCCAAAGAAGCCGAAAAGCAGGAAGACAAGGAGAAUCGGCCCAGGACACCAGAGACGGUGCCUGACAGUAAGGAUCCCGAGCACAAAGCGUUGCUGGUAGUCGGCUCAUCGGCAGCUGCUGUGGCCACACAAGAGCCAGUGCCCGCCAUCCCGGAGAAGUUCGUGAAUGAGAAGCUGCCGGCCGAUGUGGCCUCUUCCUCAAGAGAGGAAAAGCCUCCGGAAUCUGUCCCUGUAGCUGAGGAGCCGAAGCCUCUUCCAGAAUUCCCUGCUCCCAUGAAAACCGAACCACCCGAGCGUCCCGAAACAGCCCCAACAGUGGAUGGCAGCAGGGACCUUUCUCUCUCCACUGUAAGCCCCGAGGAAGGCGCCGUAUCCCUGGAGCACCCUUUGUAUUUGGAUACAAAGCCACCAACACCUGGCUCUUCGUUUUCCCAAGCUGAUAGCACAGAUCCAGAACCCGAAAUAGUCCCGCCACUUCCCAAAUUGGUCACGAAGACUGAGGAGCUGCCCGAGCUUAAAGAAGAAAACGUUUCGCUGGCCAUCAACUUGGAGCCUAGUACAGGUCAGAAAGCAGAAGCUGCUGUUGAGCUCCUUCCCUCUGUUUCCGAUACAGAGAUGGAAGCCGAACCCCCUGUUGUUAUAAAAGACAGGAAAUCAUACAAGAGCAAGCGUGCCAAGACUCCAGUUCAGCCCUCUGUUGCAAAUGUUGCGGAGAAACCCGCCACGAGGAAGAGUGAAAGGAUUGACCGUGAAAAACUUAGGCGGUCGGGCUCUCCUCGCGGGGAAGCCCUGAAACUUCUAGAGCUGAAGGUGGAAACAGAGAAGGGUUCACGAAACGCUGCUAAAUCCCCAAGUGCCGCAGUAGAGCCAGAAAACCCAGAGCCAAGCUUGCUGGUAGGACGAACGAGGCGCAGAAAUGUCAGGUCCGUUUAUGCCACCACAGGCGACCAUGACGGCCCGGCGCCCAUUAAAGACUCGGUUGAGGUGACCAGGUGCACCCGGAAAAGGGUUGAACGAGACCCUCCAGACAUCACAGCCCUUCCUACUCCUCCAAGAAGAGGUAGACCUCCCAAGACACGUCGCAAAGCUGAGGAGGAAGCCUCUCCCGUGAAGGCCGAGCCAGCGCAGCAGGAAGCAGAAGACACGGAAGCAAAAGAGGGCAUGGACAUCCCUAAACCUGUGGAGGGAUGGCGAUCGCCCAGGUCGCAGAAGCUGAUGCCCAGCCACGCUCCAGCUGCCGGCUGCCAGCAAGCCAAGAAGGGGAAGAACGAGUCCAAGCCAGAGAUACCGGCGGAGCCUGAGGAGCCACCAGAGCCGGCUGGCCCAGGGAUGACCGCUGGCGAAGGCAGCAGCAAGCCCAAGGCAGACAGGGAGAUGCUGCCCGGUGAGCCGAAGCGAGACAGGAAAGAUGCCACUGAGGCGGACAAAGGCAUGCCUGAGCCCUGCCCAGUCGAGAUUAUAGAAAGAAAGCCUGUGCCGGAGAAAGCGGCCAAGUCCAAAAGGGGAAGAUCCAGGAGCGUCAAGGCUGCAGACAAAGCAUCGCUGAUGAAGAGCCUGAAAAGCGUUGAAAUCCGCCUCAGCGUGGAUGAAGUCAAAGGAGCGCUCCGGCCCAGCGAGGAGGAGCUGGACCCUGGGCCGACUUCGUUGUCGCCCACGGGCAAGAGCCCCCCACAAGAAGACAAGCUGCCCCCGCACUUCAUGAAGACUGAGGCUGAAGACCCCUUCCGGGACAUGGAGAACGAGCUGUCAUGCGAUGCCAGCCAGUCGCCCGAAGCGGACCAGCUGGCCAAGCAGAUCGAGCUGGAGCAGGCCGUGCAGAAUAUUGCGAAGCUGACCGAGGGCCCCACCAUCGCGGCCUUCAAGGAGCAGGCGGCGGAGGCAGCGGAGGUUCGCCAGGAGGAGGACGGAGACAAGCCUGCCCACCAGGCCAGCGAGACGGAGCUGGCCGCCGCCAUUGGAUCCAUCAUAAAUGACAUUUCUGGAGAGGCGGAAAGUUUUCCGGCUGCCCCCACGUAUCCCGCCGAAGCAGACUCUGGCCUGCCCCCUGAGCCGCUGGUGCUGCCAUCCACACGAGAGGAAAUGGAGCCCGAGACCGACCAGGCCGUCAGCAACAUCCUGGAAUCAGACGUGGCCUCGGCUGAGUCCUCGGGACCACCCGUUCCUGGGUCUGCCCCAGAGGCAGAAAGCAAGGAGACAGAUGUGAGCUUCAGUGAAUCUUCCAAUUCAGCACAGGAGGCAGAAACUGCGCAGGAGGCAGAGGUGUCUCGGAAAGAACGGGGCCGGCAGAAGCUCUCCCGGCUCAGGCGUAAGCGGAGCGUGAGCAAGAAAGGGGAUGUUGCAGAACAAAAGGCUGCCGAAACCGAGAGAAUACAGAGCAAAUCUCUCGUCUCCAGUGAGAUGAAAGGAAAGCCUGAAGGAGCUUCAAAAGCAGACAGCGAGGAGACGUUCCCUUCUCCUGCAGCCUCCCAGUCAGGCGUGCCCGAUGCAAGCAGGACGUCGGCCCUGGGCGCGACUUCUCGUGAGACGAUUGCGGAGAGCAGCCCUGUGCCCAAAGCUCCCGACGUGCCAGACCCGCCCUCUCCGUCCCUUCCUGCCGACGACAUGGGCCCAGGCGGGGGCUUCAAGCCCCGUCCAGGGACAGAGGGUGCUCCCAGAACGCCCCCAAGUGCCCCCAGCACCCCUCUGCCAGCCCUCCUGCCCGCCUCGCUGCCGGUGAAGCUCCCCCCCACUGUCGUCGUCCCGCUGCACUCCAGCACGACAAAGGUGGCCGAGUGGAUGGCGAAGCACGAGGAGGCCCGGGCCCGCUCCACGCCUCCGCCGGCUCUUCCUCCUGACACGAAAGCCUCGGACAUUGACAGCAAUUCCAGCACCUUGCGCAAGAUACUGAUGGAGCCCAAGUAUGUGUCUGCCACCAGCGUGACCUCGACACACGUCACCACAGCGAUCGCGGAGCCCGUGAGCGCCGCCCGGGUGGAAGAGGCCCCUCCUCAUCCUCCCGCCGAGGCGGUGCAGCCAGGGGCUGAGGAGAAGCCCGCAGUCCCCGCCACGAACGCCCUGGAGCUGCCGGUUGCAGAGGCCCCUGUGUUCACCGAGAAGGAGAAGGUGGUCACCGUCAUCGCCCCCAAGGCCACCUCCGUGAUCAGCCGGAUGCCGCACAGCGUCGAGCUGGACGACGCCCCGCGGAUCACGUUGCUCAAGCAGGUGCCGCAGCCCCGGACGUGCCUGGCCAGCGCCCACUCGCCCAAGUACCAGCAGCAGCGGCCCAGCACCAACGACAGCAGCCGCUUCCACCCCGGCUCCAUGUCGGUGAUCGAGGAUCGGCCGGUGGAAGCGGGCUCCAGCCCGGGCCUGCGCGUGAACACCUCGGAGGGCGUCGUCCUCCUGAGCUAUUCGGGGCAGAAGACGGAAGGCUCUCAGCGGAUCAGUGCCAAGAUCAGCCAGAUCCCCCCAGCCAGCGCCGUCGACAUCGAGUUCCAACAGUCUGUGUCCAAGUCCCAAAUCAAGCCGGAGCCCCUCGGCCCCUCCCAGCCAGUCCCCAAGGGCGCUCAGGUGCCGGUGGGGUAUGGGGGCGUGUCUGCCCCCUCGCUGGUGCUGGGGGCGCAGCAGUACAGCCCCUCGCCCGGGCUCUCCUCCCUGAAGCAAGAGCGCAGCAGUCUGGAGAAGUCGGAGCCGGUGCACCUCCCGGUCCAGGCGCCCACUUCUCAGUCUGGGCCGGUCAAAGUGCUCUCCCAGGCCGCCAACACUCCAUCCAUCCUCGUGCACAACCAGCUGGUGCUGCCUCAGGCCAUUGCCUCCUCCGCCAACAAAAAGCUCCCGGAGUCUGCAGCCCUGAAAGGGGAGGGGAAGCCCCUGCAGCCAUCCAGCCUGAGCCCCGGCGUGGGCCCGCCUCACCCUUCGCUGUCCGGCAAGGUGCACCUGGAGGCCAACCACGUGAGUGCGGGGCCUGUGGCCCCCGCAGACCGGGCCGUGUCCCACCUGGGGGUCACGAAGCAGGAGCCCCUCUCUCCACGGACAAGCGGACACUCCCCGUCUCCCUUCCCGAGGGCGUGCCACCCGGGUGGCCCCUCCUCUCCGGCGCUGGCGGGGAACAACGCCAUGCUCGGCAUCCAGGGCUCGCCCUGCCCGGGGAUCCCCGUGCCGCAGUACAUCUCCAGCGUGCACCCGGAGCAGUCGGUGAUCAUGCCCCCGCACAGCGUCACCCAGACCGUCUCGCUGGGGCACCUCUCCCAAGGGGAGGUCCGGAGGAACACCCCGCCACUGCCGGGCAUGCCGUACGCCAUCCGCCCGGAGGCGCUCCACUCCCCGAGGGCAGCGCUGCAGCCGCAGCGGUCGAGCACGCCUCAGCCGGCCCCCGUCCGGGAGAUGGUCUUGCCGGCCCUCUCCUCGGAGGAGGAGGUGCACUGGCACCACCCGGCGUGCCGCGGCUCGGCCCCGGUCCAGUCCGACGUGCUGGUCAUGCAGCCCGACUUCCGUGUGCACCCGGCGGGCCUCCGCCUGGACCAGUACAGCGUGCCCCGGGACGUCCGCGUGAUGAUGCACCCACACAUGGCGGCCGUGGGCGGGGAGCACCACCCCGAGAGCCGGCAGACCCGCACCCCGGAAGGGCGGUCCGUCAAGACGCCGCCCGCCACCAAGGCGCUCCCCGCGGGCAAGGAGCCGGCCAAGGCCCCCGAGGCCAAGAUGGCGCACUCGCCCCACAGCGAGCCCCGGCUCCUCAGCGGCCAGCUCCCGGGGCUGCCCCUGACGCCUCCCGUCGUGCACGGGGUGCAGAUCAUGCAUCCGGCCGGGGGCUCCUUCCACGACUACCGGGCCGUCUACAGCGACAUGCGGAGCUUCCACCCGGCCGCCCAGCUCAGUCACCCCCCGUUCGCCGGCGCCUCGCCCAUCGGGCUGCCUUCCCGGAGCAUGACCCCCUCUCAGGGUCUCCCAGAAGGGGAACAUUCGCACCCCAGCCAGCCGGCGCACAGCAAGACCCCCCAAAUCUCCCAGGAGCCCAAGGGGGCGCAGGCCGCAGGGCCGGACCCGACCCACCACCCGGCCGUUGGCCGGCACGUUCCGCAGAUCGACUCGCACUUGCACCUUCAGCGCAGCCAGGCAGACACGGGCCAGACCUCGUACCCGUCACCCGUCGCCGUCUCGACCAAGCAGGAGCUCCCGUCCCCGCACCAAGGCCAAGUGCCGAAGCAGGCCCUGUUCAUCCCGACCACCUCGGGCCCCAGCGCUCCCCCGGGCUUGUCCCUCUCGCGGCCCGAGCCGCAGUCGGUGCUCAAGCAGGACGCCGCCACACACCCCGUCUCCCAGCGGCCCGUGGACAUGGUCCAGCUCCUGACGAAGUACCCCAUCGUGUGGCAGGGGCUCCUGGCGCUGAAGAACGACACCGCGGCCGUCCAGCUGCACUUCGUCUCAGGCAACAAUGUCUUGGCCCACCGCUCCCUGCCGGCCCCCGAGGGGGGGCCCCCCCUGCGGAUCGCCCAGCGCAUGCGCCUGGAGAUGUCGCAGCUGGAGGGGGUGGCCCGCAGAAUGAUGGUGGAGAGUGACUACUGCCUCUUGCUGGCCUUGCCGUGCGGCCGAGACCAAGAGGACGUGGUGAGCCAGACCGAGUCCCUCAAGGCGGCGUUCAUCAGCUACCUGCAGGCGAAGCAAGCUGCCGGCAUCAUCAACGUGCCCAACCCUGGCUCCAAUCAGCCCGCUUACGUCCUGCAGAUCUUCCCGCCCUGCGAGUUCUCCGAGAGCCACCUCUCGCGCCUCGCCCCGGACCUCCUCGCCAGCAUCUCCAACAUCUCGCCUCACCUGAUGAUUGUCAUUGCGUCUGUCUGAGCGGCUGAGUGGACACGGACUCCUUUCUCCGAGGCCCUGCAGCGGAAACGGAGCGAGCGCGGACGCGGGUGCCGGGCCGCCCUUGCCCACCGAGCCUCUCGCCGGGGAGCAGCCCCGCUGCCCCGCUUGUUUACAUGUGGCUUCAGUGAAGACGGCCACCCGAGGCACUCGACUGGGCAGACUGGUUUUGGUGCCUCCUGUGGGCGGGGGGGGGUGGGAUUAAAGGAAGGCUAUUUUUUUAAUUUACAAAAUAACUUAAAAAAACAAAAAGAAGGAACCAGAACUGCCUUUGCACUAAAUUAGUGACUUUGGACCUUUGCACAGUUGAAGAUUUGUUGUGGUGUUCCGGAUGGACGUCUCGAUACACACACGUGAACUUGCGCUGUGAACUGUGACUCGCAGGCCCUGGGAACUGUGCUCCGGCCUGCAGGUCAAGGAGCAUCUCGCGCUGUCCCCAGUCGACUCUCCUGGAUCCCACCCAGCCCGUCUUGCUGCUUCCUCCAUGCUGCAGUUGCCUCUUCCUCCUCCAUCUGGGAUGUACAGUUUACACUGAAACAAAGCAAAACACGAAAGGGAGAGCUACUUUUCUUUCCUGGUGGGUUAUGCAGGACUCCGUGGGUGUGUGUAUAUAGAAAUAUAUAUAUAUAUCAUAUAUAUAUAUAUAUAUCAUAUAUAUAUAUAUAUAACUGACUUCAAAAAAAAUCUGAUUCCCACAACAUACUUUUUUUUUAAUCUGUGCCAAAAAAUGUGUUUUCAGAGAAAAUCUUAUUUUCAUACUCAGACUUUGUAUUUGUCACUCAUUUGUAAGUGCGCUUCAUUUAGACAUGAACACCCCUCCCCCCUCCUGCUCCCUCCUCCUCCUCCUCCUCCUCAACAUGUGGAAGUGUUAUACACUUGUGCAGGCCUUUUAUCUCCCCUCCCCUGCCUUGUCGUCCUGGUCCUCCUCCUAACACUUAAUUUAUGGAACUGUUUUCUCAGCGCAGUUUUGUUUGUGUGUCCAUUGGAUUACAGACUUUAUUAAAAAAUACAAAACA